This is a messenger RNA of Durusdinium trenchii, 2943 nucleotides long. Lineage: Eukaryota; Dinophyceae; Suessiales; Symbiodiniaceae. The record is from the annotation of a GenBank genome assembly.
CAUUUUGGCCCAGCGUUAGCGUGGAUUAUGACCAUCCCAGGGGCAAUGGGAUGCAUCGCAUUUUUGGUUGGUCCGUGGUACCGUCAUGGACAUCGUCAAUUACUAUGCAGAUUUGGGCAUCGAAGAUGAUCAUGCUGAUGAGGCGACGAUUAAGAAAGCAUACCGGAAACUCGUGCUGAAAUGGCAUCCCGACAAGCAUCCCGAGAAUCGUGAUGAAGCAGAGACCCAAAUCCGAAAAAUCAACAAUGCCUAUGAGGUCUUGAGCAAUCCCACCAAGCGCUCCACAUAUGACGACCAAAGGAGGGCGGUGAAGAGAAAGAAGCAAGGAUUCGGACCACCACCUCCCAGUGGAGCUCCGCGAAUGCGCAUUCCAAAGGAGUUCAUGAUGAUGCCAAUAGGCUUUCCGGACCGCUUUGUCCGGUACAGUGGCCGAAGACUUUUUGUCCAUAGCAGGAAAGACGACCCCGAUGUCGAAUUCAAGGCUUUCUUCGAGGACACCAAAUGGUCAUUGUGGUGGCUACCCGAAGUCAACAAUAUGUGCAGGGUUCGAGCUCUUGGGUCAAGAGCUGCAGGUGAAAAGAUGGGGGUGGCUGCAGGACUUUGUGGAGGGUUGAAUCUGUCCUUCUUCAUUGAUCCAGCUAGCCCCACUGACUCAGAGGUUGGCUUGGAAGAUGCACGGAAAGGAGAAAAGGUUGACAAGGUGAAUUUCAUUGCAGUUACCAGCCCGGCCUACGAGGGUGCUUUUCGAUUUGAAGCAGCCUACCGAAAAGGCUUCUACCUCAUCUUUUUUCCUCCGAAUCAUCUCCGCGUGGCACCAUAUGGCGAGGAAGAUGACCGGGGCAUUGCUGAUUUUACCUUGGUUGAUUUCGGUGUCAUGUUCAAGUUCAUCGAGAUGGAAGAGGUGCUACAACCUGCGGUUGCAGCUUACCAGGGCUGGGUGAAACUUGAACAGCUGCGAAAAGAUCCAAACAUCGUGCUGUACUUCUCCAACAUCCUUCAGAAGCCAGUGUGGGACAAUGAGGACUUCAUCAUCUACUUCGAAGGGCACUGGGAGACAUGGGAGUUCAACAAAGAGACCCAAUCAGUGCGGCUGCGGACAAAGCAGGAGAAGUUAGCACAGCUGCUGGCCAGUGUCAAAGACAUUGAUGGUGUCUCAGCAGUUGUUGCUGGAGCCAAAGAUGAACUGACCAAGCUUCCCCUUCCAGCUGCAGCUCGAGCAUUGGUGGUGCUCGCUGCAUCAACUCAUGAUGGCGAAGGGUUGGAUGUGACCAAGACCAUCAAUAGAAUUGCAGCUCAAAAGAAAUUGCUUUCCAACCUUCGAAGCAUUUUAUCAACUGCGACUAAUGGGGGCGAAGUGGUCCUGCCACUCCACGAUUUGUUGGACAUGGCCGAUCUUGCUGCUGCUGUGGGCGGUCCCAGUGCGGCGAGCGACCUCGUCCACACUCGUCAGGUAGCGCAACAAGCAGUUGCCGAUGUUGUUUUCCGGCAGCUAGCAGAUGAUAAAUCAAAGGUGGAAGAUGUGCCCUUGCUAGGUCGUGUUCUUCGCCUUCCCAGUGUGGACGAAGUUGAUGCGAAAUUGGCGUCAACGUGCCAGCCGCUUGUUGCAGAUGUUGGCUUGGAGCAGGCAUUGGAGCUCGUGAAGUCCGCAGGGUCCUCCAGCUGUACUGAGGUGGCCAACACCUUCGCAACCUCUGCUCUCCUCAUGAUGGACACAAAGCAACCAGAGCCAACGACUGAGGAGCAGCUCGAAGUUCUUCGAAUUAUGGCGUGUGCUGGAGCUGCCCUAGAGGAUAUUUCUGGACGGCUUGCCAGUUUGGCCUCAAUGGCAAAGGCAGAGGAUCUUGCAGAAGCGGUUUUAGCUGUUGGUGAACGGGGAUUUAGCUCUGACACAUUGGCGCAGGCCACACAAGUGUUAUCGACAAAGCUGAACGGUGUGCAACUGCAGCCAGCACGCUUGCUGGAUCUAGCAGUAGCAUCCACAAAGAGUUCAAGUCUGACGCCUGCUGUGGGCGCAGUGGCCCGGGCUGUAGCAGCAAACGCUGCAAGCUGGCCUGUCAGUGAUCUUGUUCGGUUGCUUCUUGCGGUGGCAAAGGCCAAGAAGGCUCUGAAUCCAGAGGAUAAGGUUCAACUGUUAACCAAUGCGGCAGUGGCCUUGAAGCCUCAGCUGGGCACAUUGCCAGCCGCAGAUGUGAUCAAGUUGGUGCUUGCUGUUGCUGGCGAUGGGCGCUCUGAUCUAUUGGAGGCGGCAGCAGAAGAAGCUAUAGACCGAAGGAUAUCCGGCUUCCCACCUGCGCAACUCCUUGUUCUUUCUCAAGGCGUUGUAGCUGGCCUGGGGGCAAAGCAUUCCUUGGUGGAACGGCUAGCAGAGUUUUGGGCAGAAACAGUGAAAGAUUGGACAAAGGGUGCUGGAGGCGGUUGGGAUAGUGACGACGAAGUGACAAAGCAAAGGAAAGAACUAGAGAGAAAGUCGCGCCUUUCGGCCGACCAAGUGGUACAACUUGCGAAGGUCACGGCUCCGGCUGGCUCCAAAGUAUUGACGGACGCCAUUGGGGCAAGUCUCAUUGCCCGCGUCAAAGAGCUGACGGAGAGUGGGCGAAAGGCGGUUGAGGCUCAGCUGGAGACUGGGGCGCUGGCAGAGUACUCGCGCAAAGAUCGCUUGAAAAGAGCGGUUGCAGCAGCAGCUGCAAGCCACAGCCGCAGCCGUAGCCGACGGCGGAGCAGAACCACUAGCAGGGACCGAGGGAGGCGGCGGCGAAGCAGAAGUCGUAGCCGCGAUCGAGGGCGAGAUCGUGCUCGCAGAUAAUGCUUAGGGACCUGGACGUUCACCAUCCGCGCUGAAACUAGUCUGUGCCAUUUAUCAAAUCAUCAGUUUAUGGUAGCCCGGCAGACCAUGGUAGCUAAGCUUCAAAGAUGAUGAUUUGGCAAAGGCGAUCAAGUGCGCUG